Messenger RNA from Erythranthe guttata (spotted monkey flower), 884 nucleotides. RefSeq names its product protein C2-DOMAIN ABA-RELATED 7. NCBI's taxonomy places the organism in Eukaryota, Viridiplantae, Streptophyta, Magnoliopsida, Lamiales, Phrymaceae. The record is from RefSeq and is a predicted model, not a curated record.
AGAAAAAAGAAUAUACUAAGGCGACCAUUGUCCCUUUGAUUUUAUUUUCCAUUAAAACAAACUCUUCCUUCCGGCCGACAAAAGAAGGAAAGAAUAGGAAGAAAUGGAUGUUCUGGGUCUUGUGAGGAUUCGUGUCCGCCGAGGAAUCAAUCUCGCCGUGCGCGACACUGUCAGCAGCGAUCCUUAUUGCGUCAUCACCUGCGCUACUCAGAAAGUGAAAACUAAGGUUGUGAGAGGAACCUGCAACCCCGUGUGGAACGAGGAGCUCACUAUUUACAUUAAGGACCUCGAUGUUCCUAUCGUUCUGUGUGUGUUCGACAAAGACACGUUCACGGUGGAUGACAGCAUGGGAAGAGCAGAAAUAGACAUAAAACCAUUGAUAGAAUGUCUGAGGAUGGGAUUGGAAGGCCUGCCAGAUGGCACUAAAGUUGACAGGGUUCAGCCGAGUAAAGAGAAUUCCUUAGCCGACGAGAGCUGUAUUAUUUGGAACAAAGGCGGCAAAAUGACGCAAGACAUGCUUCUCAGACUUGACGACGUCGAGUGCGGUCAAAUUGAGAUCCAAAUCGAAUGGAUUCAACUUCCCGGUAACAAAGGUCUCUAAAGAACUUAAUACUUUGUCUGAAACAAAAACGAUAAUGAGUUGAUUAGGUAUGCAACAUAAAUAAGAGUGCUUGCAUUCCUUGGUGAUUUAUGUAUAAACCUUCAUUUUUACGAAACUUGUAUAUUUUUGUUUGUUUUCCAUAUGUAAUUUAUCGACUUUCAUGCAUGUUUUGCCCUUUCUUAAGUCCAUGUAUCUCAUGUAAUGGGGGUUAAUUCCCAUGCUAUUGUUCGGGGGGGAAAACGUGUUAUAGUAACAGGUUCGAGACUUGAGAUUUUGUGAAAUA